UAAAGGGCAGCUCUCGCUUUUCCUCUCUCAUUGUACUUUUUGGCAGGAUGGGUUUAGGAGAGAGGAGUUAUGUCAGGUGGGUGUUGCUGCUGGGCCUGGUUUAUGGGCCAGCUUUUGGAGAUGGCAUGAGACAUAGGCGCCAGUCGGACUGGUGGAGGAAUUCCCAACGGGUUGUACCUGUCCAGAGCCAGGGCUCUCCAAGAGGGGGUUCCAGAGAUGUUUACUGGGGAGGUAGAGAGCCUGUAUUUGGGUUUGGUGCUUCUAGAGGUGGUGCUCCGUGGGGUUCACCUGGUGGGAUGCUCCGCCAGCAGCCCCCGACUGUAAUUUCUACUUCCCCCAUCAGUGUCCAAUGUGAAGAGGACAGCAUGGUGGUCAGUGUCAUGAUGGACUUUUAUGGGAAUGGAAAGUUGGUGAAACCUUCUGAUCUGAGCCUGGGACCCCAAGGCUGCAAGCCCAACACCCAAAGUGCUGAUGAUGUUAUCUUCCAGAUUAGUCUCCAGGAUUGUGGCAACACUGUGCAGAUGAUUCAAGACUGGGUGAUCUAUGCUACCAACCUGACCUACAGCCCAACCUCCUCCAUUCCAAUCAUUAGAACCAACUCGGCUGUGGUCCCCAUAAUGUGCUAUUAUUACCGGCAUGCCAAUGUGAGCAGCAAGGCCAUUGAGCCAACAUGGGUUCCAUUCAGCAGCACAGUGUCCUUAGAAGAGAGGCUGUCCUUCUCCUUGAGGCUAAUGACUGAGAAUUGGAGUGGCCCUAGAAGUUCUCCCAUCUAUCAGCUUGGAGACAUCCUCUACAUAGAGGCCUCUGUGGAUACUCAGAACCAUGUUGGACUGAUCCUGUAUAUUGACCGCUGUGUGACCACCAUAUCGCCUGACCCCGCCUCUGCUCCUAGUUAUGACAUCAUUGCAUACAAUGGGUGUUUAAUUGAUGGCAUGCAAGAUGACUCCUCUUCAGCCUUCAUCACUCCAAGGGUUGAGCCAGACAGGCUCCAGUUCACAGUGGAUGCUUUCCGAUUCCUAGGAAAUGAUGCCUCUCUGAUCUACAUAACCUGUUACCUGAGAGCUGCUGCAACGACCCAGGUCCCUGACGCCAUGAACAAGGCCUGUUCCUAUAGCAAAGCCACAGAAAGUUGGUCUGCAGUUGAGGGCCCCAGCGGUAUCUGCCAGUGUUGUGGUACAGGCACCUGCAGCAACCCUACUAAUCUGGUUUCAGGAGGAAGGGGGCGAUUUGGAAGACCAAGAGUGUUUGGGAAGAGGGAAGCCUUGGAUGAACCCCGCCCAGAAGAGGGACAAUCUGUGACUACUCUAGGACCUCUGCUUGUGAUUGGGCCCAAACAAAGGGAUGUUUCAGCUGCCACGAAAACAGAAGAGUCUGCCCCUGUGGACCUCUGGGUGUGGGUGGCUGUUGGAUGUGUCGGUCUUCUUAUUGUCCUUGUAUGUGCAAUAUUUAUUGGGAAAUCUCUGAAAAAGCCACAGUAUGUGCUAUCUGUGCAACAAUAAAAAAACUCUACAGAUCUA
Rana temporaria (common frog) is the source of this 1517-nucleotide messenger RNA. Its product is annotated as zona pellucida sperm-binding protein 3-like. The record is from RefSeq and is a predicted model, not a curated record. Gene Ontology annotation, cellular component: extracellular matrix. Gene Ontology annotation, biological process: binding of sperm to zona pellucida; egg coat formation; positive regulation of acrosome reaction. Gene Ontology annotation, molecular function: acrosin binding. The transcript is spliced from 8 exons. NCBI's taxonomy places the organism in Eukaryota, Metazoa, Chordata, Amphibia, Anura, Ranidae. The coding region runs from base 48 to 1499 and encodes 483 amino acids.